AUGCUCGAACUGCUCUGCGUGUGCGUUCGUUUUGUUUGUUUGCUUAGAUUUUUGGUGGCACUUCAGGAAUGUGGUGCAAAAAGUGAAGUACAAGAAACAUCAUCUGACGAACUUAAACUUACUACUGCGAAUAAGGUGACCUGCUCAGAGAGGCAACAGUGUGAUGAUGGAGAUGUGCAUAUUAAAUUACGGAAGCUGGUCUACAUCCUGGAAUCAAGCGAGGACAGGGAAGAGAAGUUAGAGGCCCUUCGGCUCAUAUCCGUACUGGCCGACUCCAUUCCAGAUAAUGACAAAGAUGCAUCUCCCAGCUGUCAGACGAGUUUCAGUGUCGACGACAUCCCGCUACCUACCUCAUCAUCUACGUCAUCAUAUCCAUCAGCCACCAAUGAUAUUCCACUUCCUGGAAGUAUACAACUGGAUGAUAUUCCCAUUCCAGACAGCAGCAAGUCAGCGACAACGAGCAAACUGUUGAACAACAGCAGCAACCACCACCGCCACACUGUGGACGAUGACGCCACCGCCAUCACAAAAACAAGACUCGGUGUCGUCAAAUUGCACAAAUCCAAAAUGACGCAGCUCUCUACUUCGACAGUAACGAGGCCUUCCUUGCUGGAACUCAUGUCCGGUCAGAUAUUGAAAGGGACUCCUAAGAAAUUUUCUAGACUUAAAACUACGCAACUAAUAAAAAAACCCAAUGUUCAGAUUGAUAGUAACAAGAAAUUAACUAAAAACGACAAUUUCAGUGUUAAUAAUUCGACCUCUAAUGAUUUACUAGGUAGUGCUAAUCUUACCAAUUGCAACAGUGUAUCGAAUGCAGUGACAUCUACAAAGGUCAGCCAGGGUAACAAUAACAGCAACAGUAACAACGGUGAUUCUCUUGCUGCUAGUAGCAGCAAGCCAAAUAAUUUUUUCUCUAGUUCACAUCAGCAAAGUACGCUCUGUGUUAAUUCAAGGAGGUUAGAAAUUCAGCAGCGAAUUAAUGCAUGGAAGGAUGAAUUGAUGAAUGAGAUGGAUAAAGAGAAGAAGAGGAGUAAGAGGAUGAGGUACAGUUCCAAUCAGUCUGAUGAUUACAUUGUUGAGGAUAUAAAGUCUGCCAAGUCAUUUUAUGAUAGCAAAAAUAAUCUUCUCCCUACCUCCAAAUUUCCAUUUAGUCCAUUGCCCAACCCUAAACUAGAAUCUAAUACCUCCACUAAGCAAAACCCUCUAAACAACAACAUUAAAUCUUACGGUAACAACAACAAUGCAACAACAACAAGCUCUAAUUCGGUUUCUACUAAUAAUCCACUGAUUGAUAACUACCACAUGUUCGUUCGAGGCAAGCGAAAAGAUCCCAAAUAUUUCUGGCCCAUUGAGUUAGUCAACUGGACAUCAGCAACUCCAUCCAUUUCUUUCAGUUGCAAUCCUUUGUAUUUUAACUUUUCCAAAGCAUGCAGAGUUAAAACACUGGUGAAAAGUACUACUCCCAUCUCUGAGAAACCAAUAUCUGAGAAACUCGAGAAGAAAGAAAGUCAAUCAGCACCAUUGAACCCUCAAAAGAAAUUAAAAACUAAUUUACCAUCACUGACUUCUGACAGCGUAGCAGAGAUGAAGAGAGUUUGUUCCCAGUUAGAGAGAAAAGAGAAGCAGGGCACGGAUAGGCUGCAGUUGAAAUGCACAAAUGGAUUCGAUGACGACUGCUCCGCCCCAUCCGUUCUCGGCAAGUGGGACUCCAGUGAUGACGAUAGCGACGACGGAAAGAUGCAAAAACUUCGAGUAGAGCCGGAGCCGAAAGAGAAAAUAGAGAAGAAUAUUAGAAAAAGAAGUCCCAGCCAUGAAAGUCGAAACACUUCCGCAACUGACCAUUCCUCAUACAGAUCGAGAUUGUCUAGUUAUUCCGACAGUAGUAGUAGAAGAAGAGACCACUCUUACAGCAGCAGCAGCUCGAGAAGUAGAUCAAGAUCAUAUUCAUCCUACUCAUCUCGAGGUAGUCGCCACAGCAGAGGAAGGAGGAGGAGAAGAAGUAAGCACGAUUCGUAUAAAAGUUACUCCAGGUCAUACAGUAGAAGUUAUUCCAGAUCCCAUUCAUCCAGAGGUCGAUAUUCAACUGGAAGUUCGUCGAGUUACUCACGGAGUCGGAGUAGGAGUUACACAAGAUCUAGAAGUAAUUCUUCCUACAGAAGGAGGAAUGUGUACUUCAGUCGGAGAUCUAGGUCACCGUCGAAAAGUUCUGUUAGAACUAUAACUCAAAAGGUUCUUCCAAAUAAGUCGAAAAAAGUUAAUGUUAAAAACCAGUCAUCGGCAUCUGGUAACGAUGUUUCAGAAAAAAUUCCAGCAAGUAUAAAAAUUAAGAAAGAACCCAAUGUGGAGGCUGAUGCUAGCGUUCAAAAUUAUUCCGCAUCAUCAGCUGCUCUUAAAAACGAUUCCACCGUUCAUAAUACCGGUACAAGCACUGCCACUACAUCUCUACCUCCAAAACCUCCCUUCAUUGGUCCUACCAUUCCGGCAGAUCAUUCUAAAUUGGGAAUGCAUGAUAUCCCACUUCCUAAAAAAGAUCUAUCCAGGGAUGAAAUUUUUCAACCAAUUGGUCCCAAUGACCCUUUAGUGUUUAAAAGUGCAUCUACAAUUGAAAGCAGCAACAACAACAACAAGGAUGAUAACCCUGACGAUGAUGAUGAUGAUAAUAAGGAUGCUGGUCAGUUUGACAAUUCAUUCAUCAUACCUCCAGAGCAGAUGGACAAGUACAAAAAUCUCAUCCAACAAGCUGAAAGACAUGCUAAGAAGAUUUUAGGUGGGAAGGUUGAUGAUAAAGUUGUUGAAGUAAAUGUUCCAAAGUCGAAACCAGAAACUAUUGUUGAAGAUGUUUCAAACUACAACGGGAGCAAUCCCCAUCAACAGUUAGUGAAGGAAUUGUACUUGGAACAUAUGGCCGCCAUGAUGGGGAUGGAGCGAGUGGUAGCCCAACCUUCCAUGAUUCCCAUCAUUCAAGUAGGGUCAUCUCUGGUUCAAACCCUUCCCCAAACCGGGCCUUCCGUGAUCGUGUCAAAUGCAGCCGAUCUUCCAAUCACAGCUGGUUCAAAUUUAAGCCUGAACAAAGAUUUAAUCAUUCAAAAGCAACGUGAUGCCAUUCAUAAACCAGUUGUGUCGUCAUCAGCUUCGUUGUCGUCCGCAGAUGAGGAGACAAAAGAGGUGAAAACAGCAUUAGAAGCGCAGAACGCAGCUGCAUCAAAUUCAGUUGUUGAGCCCACUUCGUCAUCGUCGACACCAACCGCAGCAACAUCUCGAGAGAGUGUGUUGGUGAGUGAAGACCACAGAUUUCCCAUAUUCCGAGUAGAUGACCUCGACUGUCAACAUUUGAUUGCCACGGGGGGCAAUCUCGAGGGCCGAAUCAUAAACAGACCUGAGUGGGUCCAGGUCGUUCAGAUACCCUCUCAACAUCAACAAAUAUUGAUCCACCACCAACAACAGCAGCAGCAACAACAACAACAACAAUUGCAACAGCAGCUACUACUGCAACAAAUACAGCAACAACUGCAGCAACAGGCUGGCUUGAUACUUGCACCGGCAUUUCACCAGCCACAGAUAGGAGUACCCAUCGUUAAAAGAACAGUCAGAGGGGGCCUUAUUUUUGGAGAGCAGAAGAACCCGACAAUAAUUCAGCUGCCAAAUGGACAACUGGUCACCCCAACUAUCAUUGGUGGGCCAGCGCAAGUCAUUGGGCAGCCGGCCCCACAACCGGCAUACCCUGUGUUACUCGGCGCCAACGGUCAACUUUUGGUUCCUAGAUUUGUUUAAUCGUUAAUGCCAUUGUUUGAAUUUUUUUAAUUUCAAUUUAAUUUUAUUUACCCUGUGAAAUUUUUUCCAGUUCCCAUGUUUCGGUUUCGUUUUCUAUUCCGAAUCUAUCGUCCUUUUGUUGAAUAUCUCGAAAACUUUCAGUUUAUUUGUUAUUUAUUAUUGUGCUGAUUCGAUUUGUAACAUUUGUCGGUUCAUCACAUCUUCUUCAUCUUCAUCAUCGUCACAGAACUCAUAUCAUAUUUCUAUAUAAAUGAUGAAAUAGACAAAACCAAUUGUAGAGACAUUUUUCAUGAUUUUAUUUGCAAUAAUUAUAAAAUGUAAAUACUAUAAAAAAAAUUAUUAUUAUUUAUAUUUUAAUAAAGUUUUCAUUUUCAUGAAAUAAUUGAACGAAUUUGCACUGAACGAUAAAGGCUUAGUCUUGAAGGCUUAUCAAUAAUACUUAAUGUAUACCAUAUAGAUACAAAGUAUGAAACCAGUAUAAUAAAAAUUAUAACCAUGUACAGUAAUCUUUUGAGAAAUAAGAAUUUGAUAAGAAUACUAAAUGAUACACACAUAAGCAAACAAACACACGAUACAUACGUCAUUCGGAGAUAAUAUUUCAGACGCUAAUGCUGACGAACAUGAAAUGAAUGUGGUUCUAAACAUUUCACAUAGCUAUCAAUAAAUUGAUAAAAAAAAACAUUAAAAGAACAAUAUAAAGAUCCUUAAAUUUAAUUGCAAACACGAACGUAUAGAUGAACGUUUUCGGGAUUGUUAGGUAUAAAAAUAAAAACAAAAUGAAGCCAUUGAAAUUCUAUAGAUAGGAAAAUUUUAUUCAAAUCCAACUUAUUGACUCUUGCCAACAAAAUUAUAACCAUAAACUAUAAUAUAGAAUAAUUUAUAAUUAUAAACUGAAAAAUAAGAAGAAAUGACUACAGAAAGCCAUACUGGCAUUCAAACAGAUGAGUAGAUGAUAAUAUAUUAAGCGAUAUAAUGCAAUGGUACUUUAUAGAAACAUUGCAAUACAGCAUCGUCAAAAAACUACGUAAGUGUAUUUGUCGGCGUAAAACCAUAUAUAGAAAAGUAAUAUAAGUAUCCAAUGUAUCUAUAUAUGCAUAUAUACAUAAAAUACAAAACCUUUCAAUACGUAUAUAUGCGUAAAGGUUUUGUUUACUGAACACAAAAUUACU
Helobdella robusta is the source of this 4940-nucleotide messenger RNA. RefSeq lists its product as hypothetical. Lineage: Eukaryota; Metazoa; Annelida; Clitellata; Rhynchobdellida; Glossiphoniidae. The record is from RefSeq and is a predicted model, not a curated record. The transcript is spliced from 7 exons. The coding region runs from base 1 to 3771 and encodes 1256 amino acids.